Anthostomella pinea is the source of this 1062-nucleotide messenger RNA. NCBI's taxonomy places the organism in Eukaryota, Fungi, Ascomycota, Sordariomycetes, Xylariales, Xylariaceae. The record is from the annotation of a GenBank genome assembly.
AUGUCUGCCAUCAAGUACACGUGGGACACUGGAUCGAUGACUAGAAUCCGAAAGUCUUUUCUCCAUCACAAGCUGGAAGCCAUCAAAUUCGUCAAUGAACAGCUGCAGGACCCGAGUUCCGCGUUAACAGAUUGCACGGUAGCAAGCAUUGCUGCUUUGGCAUUAGCAGAAAGUGCAUUGGGUUGCCGAGAUACAGCCAAAGCCCAUAUGGGCGGCCUUGCUCAGCUCUUAGGCAUGCAAGAAGACGACAUGAUUACCGACGGCAACAUCUUCCAGAGCCUGGUCAUCCUAACGUCUAGGGGGACCGGUAAAUUGACACUCCGCGAGCUCUUGUCUGCCACCCGAACAAUCGAGAAUCAAGAAUCGCUCGGGUUGACUACAUUCCGUGCGAUUGGAGACAGGUUUCACGGUACGGCGGGUAAGAGUAUUGAGAACAGCGACAGAACCGUUGGCGAAGCCUUAGAGGAAGCGUCGGAUAUACCCACGGCGCUUGGACUCAAGCCGGCGUUACCACCGUCCAAUGCCGUGAGUCGCGCCCGUCUGAUGAGCUGCUACCUUUGUAUCUUCGCGAUCCUCGGAGCCAACGACGUCGAUCCCUUCAUGCUCAACUGGCUCAUCGAGUGGAUGUUAUCCGACCUCUGCCACGAGGAGGACGCGAUGCGACAAGGCACCUUCCCUAGGCAAGUCUGGUUCUGGGGCGCUAUGAUGGCGACCUGCGCGGUGUCGACGGCGAGGCCGAAUACCGCUCUCGCGGUUCGCCAGAUUGAGGAGUGGCGAGAACUAUGUCAUGAGAAGAUUCGACUGGUUAGCCAUCAACUGAACGUCAGGACUUGGGAGCAGGCGAAGAGGGUCUUCGUUUCGUGGGUUUGGCGGGACGACUUCGACGAGGAACAACAGGUGAAGGAAAUGUGGGAGGAAGCGGUGUACGGGAAGCGGAUCGCAGUGAAUCGAACGGCGUCGCCGAGCUGCUUCGACCGACGAGAUUUCAUGUCAGCAAGGGACCGAGCAAAGUCCAUCGUUCGGGCUCAGGUUGUCCAUAUGAGAAGGCUGAUGCUAAUCUGA